AUGGCUCUUUAUGGGAGAAAGUGUAAAUCGCCUAUUGGUUGGUUUGAAGUUGGUGAAGUUGAGUUGAUAGGGCCAAACUUAGUUCAUCAAGCCAUGGAGAAGGUAAAGAUUAUUCAGGAAACGCUAAAAACAACACAGAGUCAUCAGAAAUCCUAUACAUAUGUUAGGAGAAGAGAUUUAGAAUUUGAGGUUGAUGAUUGGAUAUCCAAGAGGGUUGACAAGGUUGCUUAUGAGUUCGAUCUACCUUCAGAAUUAGCAACAGUUCAUCUGGUGUUCCAUGUAUCCAUGUUAAAGAAGUGUUUGGGUGAUCCUUCACUCAUUGUACCUACUGAGAAUAUUGGUAUCAAGGACAACCUAUCUUAUGAGAACGUUACCAUUCAGAUUCUUGAUCGUCACAAGUUGAGAACCAAAGAGGUUGUAUCAGCCAAGGUCUUAUGGAGUAAUCAAUAUGUCGAGGAAGCUACUUAG
This is a messenger RNA of Solanum stenotomum, 468 nucleotides long. RefSeq lists its product as uncharacterized. The transcript is spliced from 2 exons. NCBI's taxonomy places the organism in Eukaryota, Viridiplantae, Streptophyta, Magnoliopsida, Solanales, Solanaceae. The record is from RefSeq and is a predicted model, not a curated record. Bases 1 to 468 code for a protein of 155 amino acids.